Molecule: messenger RNA, 1368 nt
Organism: Kazachstania africana CBS 2517
Lineage: Eukaryota; Fungi; Ascomycota; Saccharomycetes; Saccharomycetales; Saccharomycetaceae
Gene: GIS4
Product: Gis4p
Exons: 1
Coding region: 1-1368 (455 amino acids)
Source: RefSeq, a predicted model, not a curated record
AUGCCAAAUUCUGUACAAAUACAUGAUUACUUUGAUAACGAUGAAAAUGGAUUAUGGUCAUGGUAUUUAACAAAUUUAAGAUCAGGUAAUUUCGAAGAAUUAAUCAACAAUAAACUAAAGGACAGUUUAUUGAAAAGAUUUCUAAGAAAUCAAGUUGAUAUUAAUGAUCAAAUUAAGAAAAUCCUACUAAUUUCAAUUCCUGAUCAUAUUUUUAGUGAUAUCAACGUUCUUGAAAUUUUCUUAAGUGAUUAUUUCCAUUUAAAUGAUCUUUCGAAUAUCAAGAUAAUUAAAUUGACAAAAUUCAACGUUUAUAAUCAUGAAAAUCAUUACCUUUUAAUCGAUUCAGUCAAUAAUUUUAAAGAUGAAACUUUUUUAAAUUAUGUUAACCCACAACCAAGCACAAAUGCAAGUAAUAAAUUCAUUCCAAGCAUACGCACCGGUACAAGUGCAUCAAUACCCGAAAAUGAUAUUCCAUUGGCUCCAAUACGGAAUAUAGAUUCGUCAAUAAGCAUAGAAUGUGAACAUGAAGAGUAUGAUAGCUCAUACUCUUGUUCUUCAUCAUCAGAUAUUUUUUCAGUGCAUAACAACAACAACAACAAUAAUAAUAAUGAUGGUAACGAUAAUAAUGAUAUCUUAUAUGAAGGGACUGAGUUUCAUGAAAAUGAUAAUGCAGAUUAUGAGACAUAUUCUGAAGAUUAUUUUGAUGAUGACUCCGAAUUUCAAAAUUAUUCCAUAUCUGAAUCAAAUUGUUCCAUUUUACCUUGCGUUUCCAUUAAUAACGAAGCAAUAGGACAUUAUAGAUUAGUGUUACAAUCCAUGUUGAUCUGCAAUAAAGAAAAUUUGGACUUACAAACCGGCGUGAGACAGUCAAACAAUUUAAUUAAUUAUGCAAAUAUCAAUGAUGAUUGGAUGCUUUAUGAUGAAAAAUUCUCAAUGAGAAAUUUGAAUAUUCUAAGUUUAAAAGAUUUAAGUAUAAUUGGUAACGUUGAUUCAAUUAAAAUCUUAUUCUAUUCAAUGAUUGAUGUCAAUAAUCAACGAUCAACAACACAACAUUUACAAUUAACUUUCCAAGACGAUUUAAAGAUUGCAAAGACCACAUCAAAUGGCCAUAGGUCUAUACGGACUAUUAUAACAGAUGGUGAGACCAUAUAUAAGAGAAAAAAUAAAAAUAAAUUGAAAUUGAAUAGAUUCGAAUCGAUGAGUUCGACUUCAUUGGAAAGGUGGAAAAGUUUACCUUUGAAAUUAGUAGAAACUGAUGUUAAGAAAUGGAAACGUAAGAUUAGUCUGUUUAAGAAACGUAAAUCAAAUAGUCAUCAUCAUAAUCAUAAUCAGCAUCAAGACAGUGAUUCAUUUUGUAACAUUAUGUAG